This is a messenger RNA of Tachyglossus aculeatus (Australian echidna), 1103 nucleotides long. RefSeq names its product interleukin 15 (gene IL15). Gene Ontology annotation, biological process: positive regulation of T cell proliferation; positive regulation of immune response; positive regulation of tyrosine phosphorylation of STAT protein. Bases 203 to 817 code for a protein of 204 amino acids. Gene Ontology annotation, molecular function: cytokine activity; cytokine receptor binding. Gene Ontology annotation, cellular component: extracellular region. The record is from RefSeq and is a predicted model, not a curated record. Lineage: Eukaryota; Metazoa; Chordata; Mammalia; Monotremata; Tachyglossidae. The transcript is spliced from 8 exons.
AUAGGCAUUGGAGAAGGAUGCACUUGCUCAAAAUAGAUAGGUUACUGUUAUUUUUAGGUAUUUAAAGAAGAAGCUUAAAGCUUGUGCUUAGCAUUUUUGAGUGAUCUCAGGAGGAUAAUUAUGGAAUUUGAAUCCCAAAUCAGAACCCAUUCCCUGAACCCAUUCUCUGGCUCCUGCUCAGAGUAAUGUACCAUCAUGCAACAUGCUGGUGAUGUCACGGGCACCACGGAAGUCAACUGGAGCAUGUAGCCGCUCAGUAGGAGGGCGGGACGUCCCAGGGCCAAGAGAGAUGGGAGAAUAUGUGAAGAAAACUUGCCUGGGAAGUACUUGCAUGCCAUGCUACCUGUGCCUGAUCCUCCACAGCCAUUUUUUCAUCUUAUUAAAUAAUAAGACUGGCAUUCAUUUCUUCAUUCUUGGCUGCAUCAGUGUGUGUCUGCCCAAAACAGAAGGCAGUAGUGAUAAUGGUACCUGGCAGGCUGUCAUAGAAGAUUUGAAACUGAUUAAAAAUAUGACUAAAUUUAUUGAUAUCGAUGCCAUGUUGUACACUGAUAAAGGGCAGCCAAAUUGCAAAGUAACUGUGAUGAGAUGCUUUCUCCUCGAGCUGCAUGUAAUUUUGCACGAAUCUAAUGACAAAACUCUUAACAGAACAGUAUGGAACAUCAUCAUCACUGCGAAUAGCACCUUAUCAUCUAAAAUGAGUACAAAAGAAUCAGGAUGCAAAAAAUGUGAAGAGUUUGAGGAAAAAAACUUUACUGAAUUUCUAGACGAUUUUAUGAUUACUGUCCAGUCAUUAAACAACCCCUCCAACAUCACCUAGAGCCCUUGUCAUCAUUCACCAUUUCUGUGGAACCCAUCAGUCUGUUUCUUCCUGGCAUGUAGAAGCAAUGAUCAAGCAUCUUAACUGUGAUCACUGAACAGGCUCCUGGAGGAGCGAGGAAUUAAUUAAAAAGGGACCUGACUCUCUUUAAAGGCACAAGGAGGAGAUAGGAAAUUUGAGGACUGUGAAUGGAUGGGGACCUGUUCUGCCUUCGUUGUUUUAAUUUAUUGUUGUGCAGCAGGCACAUAUUUGUAUAAAAUGUUCAAUAAAUUUCCUGUACAGCUUU